Messenger RNA from Paracoccidioides lutzii Pb01, 792 nucleotides. RefSeq lists its product as hypothetical. The record is from RefSeq and is a predicted model, not a curated record. The transcript has 4 exons. Bases 1 to 792 code for a protein of 263 amino acids.
AUGUCUGAGCCACCCAGCCAAACUCCCGAAAAUUGUGGUCAGACUACCGAGACUGAAUUCUCAGAUAAACCGUCACCAUGGAUGAAUAUGAAAGCUCAGUUCUUCUGGACCAUCGGUCGUGCCAAAUGUCUCCCUAAAGCAUCCUAUGCAGACUUGGAGGGUCAGUCAUCGUUUGCUGACCCGACCACGAGUGGCCAGUUUAAGGGGUGGGCGUGCACGGUGAUGAUAGUAAGGUAUCUGGAGACGCCUGUCGGCCCAUAUGAUGAAAUAUUGUGGAUGCCAGGAUGGUUUGAGGUCCCAGAUAUGGGGAUGAGCAGAGCACGGGUAACGAGGAUCUAUGUUUCCAAAAAGGAGUCAAUUUACAAUGGGCGCAAAAAUUGGAAUAUUCCGAAACAUCUGGCGAACUUUAAAUUUACCCCGUCAGACACGCCAUCUACCAUACCCUAUUCUCGGGUGGAAAUAGCCUUACCAUCUGCCCCAGACCAGCCGUUUGUCACCCUCGACUUCUCCCCCACAACGAUCUUAUCCAAGCCCAGCAUUCCAAUUUCGAGUUCUUGUGUUCCCAUCGACCUUGGCCUUCAGAUGCCCCCUAUUCCAGAAAGCAAAUCUUGGAAAGAGGAUGCUAUGGUUGGGACCAAGGAAUGGCGGCAUGCAAGAGUCGAUAUUUCAGGAUGGGCCAGGGUGAUACAUGUCAAGGGAACUCUCGGAGACGGUAAAUCAUUCCCCGAAAUUCCGGCAGGCGGAUACUGGCUAUAUAUAAAUGAUGCAAAAAUGAACUGUGUGACACUCUAA